AUGUCGUUACCCCGUGAGUGGAGCUUCCUUCAACAGGAAGCGAGAUCCUCAGUGGAUGUACGACAUUUUAAAAUGGGAUCACAGGAGUAUAAUAUCAGUGGCAGUACAUCGGCAGUGGUCAACGACGAAAAUUUGAAUCAAAACUUAUUGGGAUCAUUGUUUUCAAUUCAUUCAGCUCCAGUUUAUGAUUUGAAUACCCAUAAAGUUUCACCAACUCGGCCAUCUGCAUCAUUAGUUCAAGCGACAGCUAUAUCGACGCCAGUUGUUCCACCGCAUUUGAGUCCCGACGUUGAUGAUGAAGACAAUGACAAUUUAUUAACCAUUUCAAGUCUCACAGCACGACCUCUAAUUGCCAAAUCUCGUGAAAUACGAUCCUCCAAAAAAUCUGCCAAUAGAAAAAAACCUAAAGACCAUAAAAGACCUAAUAAUGCCACUUUGGUUCCCUUGGAUGGUGGUUACGGCUGGGUUAUUGUUGGAGGAGCUUUUUUCGUUCAAUUUUGGGUCGCCGGACUUGUUAAAUCUUAUGGUGUAUUAUACGUCGAGGUAAUGGAAACCUUCAAAGAUUCAACAGCUGCAGUUGCCUCAUGGAUUCCCGCUAUUCUCUCUUGCCUUUGUCUUGCUCUAGCGCCAGUUACCAGCGUGCUAUGCCAAAAAUACAGUUGCCGUUUAGUUGUCUUUAUAGGUGGUUUAUUCUGCGCUCUCGGAUUAAUAAUAACAUACUUUGCUACAAGUCUAAUCCAUUUAUUUUUUACGUUUGGAGUAUUAACUGGAAUCGGAGGUGGUUUAUCAACAACUCCUGGAAUAAUAAUAGUUUCACAAUAUUUUGACAAGCAUCGCGCAUUGGCAAAUGGAAUUUGUGUUUCUGGUACAGCUGCUGGAAGCUUCGUAUUUCCAUUACUGAUUGAAACACUUGUGGCUAAUUUUGGAUUUCAUGGUACUAUUUUAUUACUGGGUGGUUGCAUGCUCCACGUUUGUGUGUCGGCAACACUAUAUCGCCCGUUGGAAGAUAAUCCAUCUGCAAUAGUUAAAUCGAAAAAUUUUGAAAUAAAAGAAGAAUCAAUCGCCGUUACAAUGCCAAAACAACAAAAACUCGAACUGAUUUUUGCAAAUGAAAAAACAGAAAAAAAUUUAUUGAAUGAUUUAUUUCAUAAAAAUGUUAAUUCUGUUGAGUUAACAGACAGUGAAGAAGAAAAAGAUAUACUGGGUGAAGGUUUAAAAAUGAAGCCAAUAUCAAAAAUACGAAGUUCUAGUAUUUUGCAUAGCGUUGAAGAUUUAUCAACAGAUUCAACGUGUGUGUAUAAAGCUCGAGUAUCAUCAAAAUCUUUGAAAUUAUCAUCUGCACCUAUUGUGAAUUCACCAUGUGCUAAGGAACCACCAGUUACUGAUGAUAAAAUCAUCGAACACAAUAGUAAAUUAUAUAAAAAAAUAAUGAGAUAUUUGGACAUCAGUCUGCUGAAAAAUCCACAAUUCAUAAUGAUGUGUCUCUCUGUUAGUUUAAUGAGUACUGGAAGUCCGUACAUGUUAUAUUACUUGCCAGCUUAUGUGCAUGCCGCAGGAUAUACUAAAUCAGAAGCUGGAUAUUUAGUUGCUAUUUCUGCAGCGCUCGAUCUUUGCGGACGCUUAGGGCUUGGUUGGUUGUCUGAUUUACAACUUUUUGACCGAAGAAAAGGUUAUAUUGGAAGCAUUGUUGGUGCAGGAGUUGCUGUAUUGGCAAUUCCGAUGGCACAUUCGUUUUACGUACUAGCUUGUUCAGUGGGAAUGUAUGGAUUAUGUCUUGGAUGUUGGUUUUUAUUGGUACCAGUUCUUCUUGCCGAUCAAUACGGUACCGACAAAAUAUCUUCAAGCUAUGGGCUUGUUAGAAUGUUUCAAAGUGUUGGAGCAAUUUCAGUUCCACCACUUGCUGGUUAUCUUCGAGAUGUUACUGGAAGUUAUAGUGUUUGUUUUUUCUGUAUGGGCACUUGUAUGGUACUUGGUGGUUUACCUUUAUUACUUGUGCCUGUUGAUACUCAAAAACUCAGUAAAUUAAAAGUAAAUGCCCCGUCGAAUAUUAAAACUACACAAAUAAAUCAAGAUCAAGACAACUAA
Molecule: messenger RNA, 2085 nt
Organism: Cotesia congregata
Lineage: Eukaryota; Metazoa; Arthropoda; Insecta; Hymenoptera; Braconidae
Source: the annotation of a GenBank genome assembly